GUGCCCGGGGCUUGGUUGCCUCGGGGCUCCUCCUCGUCCAGGACUGAUGGCGUGAGGCCGCGCUCGCCGCGCCGGGGACGCGAAGGCUCGCGGAGGCGCGGGGGGGAGGUCCCUGCCUCGGCGCGGCCGCGGGCUCCCUCCGCGCUGCCGCCAGUCGCGCUCCCUCCCGGCGCGGCGGCAGCGGGAAGGGGCCGCGCGCGGCAUGGGGGCUCGGCAGCGCGGCCGCUCGCCCUCGGCGCCGGGCCCCCCCCGGGGGGCCGAGCCCCUCCCAGAGCCCGCGGAAACUUGGCGGCGAGAGCUGCCGGGCUGCGCUGCCGGGGGCGGGCAGGAGGCAGAGGACGGCAGCAAAUCCCAGCCGGGAAGCGGAUAACCCAGCCUUGCUUUCCCAGCCCCGGGCAGGCGACCCGGCGCUGCCCGGCGCCUGCGGGGGGGAGCCUGGGAGCAGAGGGGCAGCGUCUCCCGCUCGCCGCUUCGCUUCUGCUUCGACGGCUCCCAGUUUCCGGGGGGAAGCGCUCCCGUCGCUCCCGCCUUUGACAUUUCGCGGCGCUCGCGGGAGAAGCGGCGGCGGGCGGUGAAGCCGAGCGAGCCGAGCGGCGGCGGGGGGGGCUGCUCCGCGCCCGCACCCCGUGCCAGCACCAUGCAGGUCUCCUUUGUGUGCUCCGAGCACAGCAUAAAGAGCCGGAGCGCCGAGGACCGCCUGAACCGGCAGAAUGCCGGCAGCCCCAGCCUCGGCACGCGCAGCAAGUUCCGGGCCGUGGCCAUGGUCGCCCGCAGCCUGGGGCAGCUCUCGGUGCAGAACGCGCCCUCCUCCAGCGAGUCCAGCGUGAAGCAGCCGGGCAUGAAGUACAGAAACCUCGGCAAGUCCGGACUGCGAGUGUCCUGCCUCGGCCUGGGGACAUGGGUGACUUUCGGGGGGCAGAUUACGGACGAGAUGGCCGAGCAGCUGAUGACUUUGGCGUAUGACAACGGCAUUAAUCUCUUCGACACGGCCGAGGUCUACGCUGCCGGCAAGGCUGAGGUCGUGCUAGGGAACAUCAUUAAGAAGAAAGGAUGGAGACGGUCCAGCCUGGUCAUCACCACCAAAAUCUUCUGGGGAGGAAAGGCCGAGACGGAGCGCGGGCUGUCGAGAAAGCACAUCAUUGAAGGCCUGAAGGCUUCGCUGGAGCGGCUGCAGCUGGAGUACGUGGACGUGGUGUUCGCCAACAGGCCGGACCCCAACACGCCCAUGGAAGAGACGGUGCGCGCCAUGAGCCACGUCAUCAACCAGGGCAUGGCCAUGUACUGGGGCACGUCGCGCUGGAGCUCCAUGGAGAUCAUGGAGGCGUACUCGGUGGCGCGGCAGUUCAACCUCAUCCCGCCCAUCUGCGAGCAGGCCGAGUACCACAUGUUCCAGCGCGAGAAGGUGGAGGUGCAGCUGCCGGAGCUCUUCCACAAGAUAGGCGUCGGUGCCAUGACCUGGUCCCCGCUGGCCUGCGGCAUCGUCUCGGGCAAGUACGACGGCGGCAUCCCGCCCUACUCCAGGGCCUCGCUGAAGGGGUACCAGUGGCUGAAGGACAAGAUCCUGAGCGAGGAGGGCCGGCGGCAGCAGGCGAAGCUGAAGGAGCUGCAAGCCAUCGCCGAGCGCCUGGGCUGCACCUUGCCGCAGCUCGCCAUCGCCUGGUGCCUGAGGAACGAAGGCGUCAGCUCCGUGCUGCUCGGUGCCUCCAACGCGGACCAGCUCAUGGAGAAUAUCGGAGCAAUACAGGUUCUUCCAAAGCUGUCAUCUUCCAUUAUCCAUGAAAUCGAUAGUAUCCUGGGCAAUAAACCAUACAGCAAGAAGGACUACCGAUCCUAAUCGUGCAUACCGUCCGCCUGGACUCACUGUCAACUCCUAGUCUCCCGUUCGCUUGCUUAAGCUUUGUUGAAGCAAAGUGGAGAGUGUGGUUUGCAUCAAGAGCACAACAUGUCAAGAUGUUAUAGAGAAAUUGUUUAAAACGUUGCUGCAAGACAACAUAUGCUUAUUACGUAACAUUUUUUUGGAAUGCGAGAAAAGUCACUGGUCGGGAAGAGCGCGAAAGCAAUUUCACCCUCGCUGUUUAGCCUCUGAGCUUCCUUUUUAAAAGAAGAAACUACCUUUUUUUCCACAAACACACGGGACGUCACUGUUUUCCAUUAAUUCAGGCUCCUGUACAGUUUGCUUGAAUGCUCAGCUCUGGCAUGCAGCGCAUUUAACUGGAAGGACGAUGGUGUCCCUUAGAAAGGCCGGCUUUCCAGUGAGCGGGCUAAUGCGAGCUUGGAGGACUCUGUCUGCGAGAACCAUCUAGGCAUGUUAGAAACAGCUGUUUCGGACUACUGCAUGCGUCUCCCAGCUGCUGCUGUUCUGUCGUUUCCUUGUUCGUGGGGCUGAAUGAGAAGAUUUUCGUUCUGGGAUGUAUCCAGCGCAAAUCGGCCAAGCCGUCGAAAGCUGUAGGAGUUCGGGGCCCCUUGUUCUGCACCUCGCGAGACCCCAGCGCUGCCGCGGCGCGCCGGGCCGGGCCGGGCCGUGGCUCCCUUUGCGCGGCGCUCGGCGACGUCCUGGUCCUCCCGGGCAGUGGGACACGUCCGGGCCCCGUCGGGACCCCUCGGCCCUGCGCCCCGGGCAGCCCCCGCGCUGCCUGGCCGCGCGCCGUGCCGGGGACGGGGCAUCGCCACGGCACGAAGCCCUGGAGAAACCUGGUGCUUUAACGCAGAUACCGUGCAGGAUUCGUUGCUGUUAACACAGUAGUUGUAGGUUCUGAUUAUAAACAUUCAGUCGGUCGGUUGCUGUAAGACGCAGAAAGCCCUUUUCCGUAACCGGGGUCCAGGGGAAGCCGGGCUCUGUCGCCAGCCGCUUCCUUUCCUGAGCCCCGGGCCGCGGGAGGUGUCGCGACAAGCGCUGGCACGGCGCAGCCGGCCGCUGCGGCAGGCAGGCAGGGCCGGGGCUGCCGUUGGCGCGUGCUCGGAGGACGGUCACGGCGCAUCGGCACCGGCUGCGCACGGUAAAUGACGGCAACGAGCGAGGAAGCCGGCUGCGCGGAGGCCUGGGCACGAUGCUACCAGCCUCGGGGCCUCGCGGCAGCCUCGCGGCAGCAGCGGCAGCGCCCGGGCGAGCUCCGCGGGUGCCUCUGCGCAUCACCUAAAUGCCGUAGGGCACCGGGUCUCAGAGGUAACAGCCGCAGGGAUUUGUGUUCCAUUAUGCACAGCAAAUAAAUACGUGUAUGGUUAUUACAGUAAGUUAGCGUCUUCUCGUAACCUCUGCCUCCUAGAUGAAAAGCAAGUAUCCCCUAGGAGCAGCAAAAAGUCUCUUCUCUGUAGUCUACCGUGUGAUCCAGGGUGCGGAAUUAUUCCAGUGCUUAAGGUCAACAGAACCAUAUCCAGUACGAAUCUUCCAUUAAAAAGGCAGAUUAAUACUAAUAAACGGUGAUAAAAGCAA
Molecule: messenger RNA, 3430 nt
Organism: Dromaius novaehollandiae (emu)
Lineage: Eukaryota; Metazoa; Chordata; Aves; Casuariiformes; Dromaiidae
Gene: KCNAB2
Product: potassium voltage-gated channel subfamily A regulatory beta subunit 2
Exons: 14
Coding region: 638-1834 (398 amino acids)
Biological process (GO): potassium ion transport; regulation of action potential; transmembrane transport
Cellular component (GO): cytoplasm; juxtaparanode region of axon; extrinsic component of cytoplasmic side of plasma membrane
Molecular function (GO): potassium channel regulator activity; transmembrane transporter binding; voltage-gated potassium channel activity
Source: RefSeq, a predicted model, not a curated record